Messenger RNA from Saccoglossus kowalevskii, 536 nucleotides. Its product is annotated as ATP synthase peripheral stalk subunit F6, mitochondrial-like. Gene Ontology annotation, biological process: proton motive force-driven ATP synthesis. Gene Ontology annotation, molecular function: proton transmembrane transporter activity. Gene Ontology annotation, cellular component: proton-transporting ATP synthase complex. NCBI's taxonomy places the organism in Eukaryota, Metazoa, Hemichordata, Enteropneusta, Harrimaniidae. The record is from RefSeq and is a predicted model, not a curated record.
UCUGUACACCGUCGCCAUUUUGUUGAAAACGUUUGCCGGUUGCCUGUGUCCAAUUUUAGCACAAGUAAGAUCACCAUGUUAGUUAGGUUUUUGAUUGGAAAUGCUGGCACUGUGAGACAGGCUGUUAGUAUCCAGUGCCGAAGACAGAUCGGCGUAUCAGCCGUUGUCUUACAGAAAGGACAGAAAUUGGAACCAGUACAGCAACUCUACCUGAACAAACUCCGAGAGUAUGCUUCAAAAAGCAAAGCUGCAGAUGGUGCCAUGUUUGAGGUCUCGCCCAAGACUGAGAAAGAUAUGGCUGAUGAAAUAGACAGACUUACUAAAUUAUAUGGUGGUGGAGACAUGACAGCAUUUCCUGAGUUUAAAUUCAAAGAAGUCGAUUUUGAUGCAGUAGCCAAGUAAUUAAGACGCUCUGGUCUCUUUCGUGGUUUCCAUUCUGUUAUAACUGUGUGUUUUUUGCAAUUUCUGUUCAGAUGCUAUUAACAAUAGUGAAUGUAAAAAUGAAAUAAAUUAGCAAGUUUUGUUGUUUCAUUUUA